ACUGCCCCCUUGAACAAGAAAUCCGAAGUUAAUGUUCUAAGGAUAUCAAGAGGCGUGAUUCCACCAACUGUCCUCACAUUAGGAUCAGCAUGGUGGUCUAACAGAACAGCCACCAUGUCUGGAGAGACCAUCUCAGCCGCGAUGUGCAAAGGUGUCUUGAGCCACGCUGAGAUCAUGGUGGUGGUUGUGAGGCAUUAGAGAACGGCGAGCUAUAGAAGAUUUAAGACGAAGCUCUUCUAUUUUGGUGACGACGUCAAUAGGGAGAUGCUUGGCAAGAAUCUCUGGUGGGAGACCUGAUUUAGCAACUAAGUGAGAGCAGGUGGUCCAUAAUUGAUGCAUGUCUUGCUUUCUUGAUGCUAUUAAAACUUUCAUCACAUCUUCGAUAGAGGCUUUCU
Arabidopsis thaliana (thale cress) is the source of this 395-nucleotide messenger RNA. RefSeq lists its product as uncharacterized. The record is from RefSeq and is marked reviewed. The annotation marks the transcript as partial. NCBI's taxonomy places the organism in Eukaryota, Viridiplantae, Streptophyta, Magnoliopsida, Brassicales, Brassicaceae. The transcript has 2 exons.